Messenger RNA from Lingula anatina, 1283 nucleotides. RefSeq lists its product as uncharacterized. The record is from RefSeq and is a predicted model, not a curated record. NCBI's taxonomy places the organism in Eukaryota, Metazoa, Brachiopoda, Lingulata, Lingulida, Lingulidae.
UGGCCCCGCACUGGUGCUCAUGCAUGGUGUCGCAGGAUGUUGAUGUCAGCAGUGCACGUGCUGAAGAGGCAGCAUCUAAAGUUAUAGACUAUAUCAAUGGCCUGACAUCUCAACACAGAGAGAAGUGUAGUGUGCUACACCUUGAUAAGAUCCUUAGUGUCAGGUUGCUAGCACCAAAUGAACAGGUGCUGAAAUAUUUUAACAGUAUGGAUGCAGACCAGCGAAUUGCCAAUUUUACUUCCAAGGUCAAGGUCGACAUUGUCCAUUACCAGAUCACCUUGGUUACCUCUCCUAGCAACGCUAUGUAUGAGUCAACAUUACAGUACAACAUUGGGGCAGAGAGACUGGAGGUUACCCCAGAUAUCAGCAGAAUCAAUAUAUAUGGCAAUCAGCCAUAUUGUGUACAAAAAGACCAUCCGGAUUUGAGGAAGUAUUGUUUCUGCGCGGACUAUCAGAGCUGGGAGAAGAGAAAGAAAAAAUUGAAACAUGAUUAAAUUAAGAUACCUUAUUGAUUGCUGCUUUGACUUUUUAGUUGGGAGAAUGAUCUUUACUAAAAUAUGGGGAAUAUGGGGAAAUUUUACUUUUCACUUUUUAUCGAAUCUUUAAAACUUUGAGGAAAAGACUUUUCCCAUUUGCGUAUGUAUAAGUAUACAAACAUAUUAGUGGAUGGGACAAAUAUUGUCACUUGGUUUUGUAUAAGGUUCAAAUAUCAGUUUUUAUGAUAGGAUUAGUGAUGGAUUUUCCCCCCUUUUUUUUGGAGGGGGGGGGGUAAUUUUGAAAUAGAACAAGUAUCUGCAUUAUGAUAUUUUAAAGGUGCUGAGAUUGACAAGGUGCUUUCAGAAUUGUUAUAUGUAUGUGUGUGUGUGAAAGAGGUAAUUUUUCAUUCAUCAUCUUAUUGCAUAUAAUACGGGCUUUUAUUUGUAGGUGAUUUUUGUUCAGAUAAUUUUACUCUAUAUAGGGGAGCAAAGUUUACUUUGAAGAUUUACCUUUUUUUAGGGAAAUUUGGGAGGAUUUUAUAUCACUAAAAAUGUGAAAAAAGUUGGAGAAACAGGAAGGGCUUCAUUGCAAAGUUAUUUCUGACUGGUCAGUUUCCCCAAUGUACUUUCCAGACUUAAAAGAGAACUUAAAUUUUCAAAAUGUGUUCAGAAUGUUUUUCAUAUAGAUGUCUACUCUCACUAAGGCAUACUUAACAAUCUGUUCAAGAUGUCUACAAGAAGUCCAUUAUUGAGCUGUAAUGUUUAUCCCUUUUUGUCAGUAUUUUAUAUUUUUAAUGACAGUGCAAA